This is a messenger RNA of Adineta steineri, 2176 nucleotides long. The record is from the annotation of a GenBank genome assembly. NCBI's taxonomy places the organism in Eukaryota, Metazoa, Rotifera, Eurotatoria, Adinetida, Adinetidae.
AUGUAUUAUGAUCUAUCAAAUGAAGCGAACGUAUCAAGUGAAACACAUAGUGGUGCUUUAUCAAUUGGUCCUUUUUACAUAGCACCACAACAGAUUGGAAUUGGUAUAAUGGUCGAAUUAUUUACAUUAAUUCCAAGUCUCUUAAUUGUUCAAUUCUUUCGACGUAUUCGACCUCGUCAACAAAUUGCACCAAUACGUGAAGCAUUACAUAAGAUGAAACCAUCUCGAAAAACGUUCGUAUAUAUAUUUCUAAAUACAUUCAUCGACACUCACAUUCUUGAUUAUAGUAGUUCGACAAAUGCCCCUGCAAUCAAGAAAAAAAAAUCUUCAAUAACAUUUCCUUGGUGGUGUUUAUUUAUUGCUUAUGGUCUUUCACUGAUAAUUAUUGCUCUUUCAAUAUUUUUUAUCAUUGUUCGAGGAAUUGAAUUUGGUGAUGUCAAAACUCAACAAUGGUUGACAUCUGUUCUUACUGGUUUUUUCUCAUCGGUUAUUUUCACUCAACCUAUUAAAAUUAUAUGUUUGGCUAUAUUCUUUAUAUGUUUUUGUCGAAAUUCAAAAGAUGACAAGGAAACAAGUGAAUAUAUAAAUGAAGAUGAUGAAUUUAACAUAUCCAAUGAUGAGGAGUAUCUUCAUUCACUUGAGUAUCGCUCAUUAUUUUCUUCUGAAUCUCGAAAAAGUAUUAAUCGUCUUAAUGAAAACGAAGUUGUUUAUGCUCGUGAUCAACGUCUAAAAGAAAUUCAAAUGUGGGCAAUUAUUUGGGAAUAUCUUAUUUAUUUCACAUUUGCAAUAUUAGUUUUUGUCAUAACUUAUUCAAAUCGUGAACAACAUAGUUUUUAUCAAGUCAAUCAUUUACGAGCUUAUUUUCUCAAUCAAAGACAAACAAAUGCUGAUUAUACUAAUAUCAAUACAAUCGAUGAAUAUUGGUAUUGGUUAGAAAAUAGUUUUGUUUCAAAGAUUCGUGCACAACAAUGGUAUAAUGGAGAUAUUCCACAAUAUUUAAAUGGAUUUUUAAAUGAUAAAUCUAAUCGAUUAAUUGGUUGGGCAACAAUGAGACAAUUACGUGUUAAAUCAGAAUUAUGUCCCGAUCAACGUGUUAUUUCAAUAUGUGAAGAUAGUUAUAGUUUCUUUAAUGAAGAGACAGAAUUAUUUCCACCAGGAUGGACAACAAAUGCAACGACCGAAGAAUUUAGUUCGUCAGUGAUAAAAGCAUUUAACUAUUCUACGAGUGAUGAAUUGGAUACAUAUUCGUAUGUAGGUGAAUUUGGAACAUAUAGUGGAGGUGGUUAUGUCUAUGAAUUUCGUGGUAGUUUAUCUGAUAUGAAAACAAAUUUAUCUGCACUUCAUCAAUUAGAUUGGAUUGAUGAGAAAACAAGAGCUGUUUUUAUUCAACUAACAUUAUAUAAUCCAAGUGUUCAAUUACUAACUGCAGUUACUUUACUUGCUGAAUUUUUACCAACAGGUGGUGUUUAUACAACAGCUCGUUUCGAACCAAUUAAUUUCUACACAUUUACAUCAAUAUUACAAUUAGUUUGUACAAUUCUUUAUAUAUUAUUUAUUAUUUAUUUUAUGAUCAUUGAAAUUCGAUUAUUAUUUGAAUUAAGACUAAAAUAUUUUUAUCAAUUUUGGUCAAUAAUUCAAUUAGGUAUCAUUGGUUGUUCAUUAGGAAGUAUUGGCGUUUAUUUUUGGCGUUUUCAAGAAACUAAUCGUUUAAGUGAAUUAUUUGAACAAACAAAUGGUUAUAUUUAUAUAAAUUUACAACUUGCAGUUUAUGUUAAUGAUAUUUUAACAUUUCUUCUUGGUUAUUGUUGUUUUUUUAGCAUGAUUAAAUGUCUUCACUUACUUCGUUUUAAUCAACAAAUAUCUUUAUUCGCUGAAACAUUAAAAUAUUGUGCAAAAGCACUGAUUUCAUUUUCAUUAAUGUUUGCCAUUGUAUUUAUAUCAUUUGUUAGUUUAUUUUAUUUAUUAUUUGUAUCAAAACUUUCGUCCUGUUCAAGUUUAUUAACAACUGCUCAAAUGCUUUUCGAAAUGACAUUAAUGAAAUUUGAUGCAUCACAAAUAAUGGAAGCUGAUGCUUUUCUUGGUCCAUUCUGUUUUGCUUUAUUUAUGUUUCUAGUUGUUUUUGUUUGUUUAAGUAUGUUUCUUUCAAUAAUUAAUGAUAGUUUUCGUCAUGCGAAAG